This is a messenger RNA of Engraulis encrasicolus (European anchovy), 4375 nucleotides long. RefSeq lists its product as uncharacterized. The record is from RefSeq and is a predicted model, not a curated record. Gene Ontology annotation, molecular function: protein binding; zinc ion binding. Bases 283 to 3795 code for a protein of 1170 amino acids. NCBI's taxonomy places the organism in Eukaryota, Metazoa, Chordata, Actinopteri, Clupeiformes, Engraulidae. The transcript has 24 exons.
GUGUGUACUGUAUGUGUGUGUAUCUCUGUAUAAGUGUUCGUGUGUGUGUGUGUGUGUGUUCGUGUGUGCACUGUACAGCUGAGAAGGAAGUUGACUGCAGUGCUCUGUUCUGUAUUCUCCGUAGAGCCACCUCCUGUUCCUCACACUGCAGACAGCACACAGCAGCAGACGAUCUGACGGUCCUCUAACAAGGUGACGCACACUCCCCAGCGUUCUCCCCAACAGUCCACAGACUACAUUUACGCCGGUGGCCCACAGUUUACGGCAGCGAGGGCGUUCGUCAUGGCGUUGUGCGCGAGCAUGAGUGCGAGUGUUCUGCUCGAGGAGCACCUGCAGUGCCCCAUCUGUCUCCACCUGCUGGUCGACCCGGUAACUACGGCCUGCGGACACAACUACUGCCGUUCCUGCCUGGCCCAGUACUGGGACAAGACCGCGCUCUGCAGAUGCCCCCUCUGCAAGGAGGCGUUUGCCCACCGCCCCAAGCUGCGCAUCAACACCAUCCUGCGCGACAUGGUGGAGCUGUUCGCCCAGAGCACCGCGGCCGCCGCCAUCGCCGAGGGAGGAGUGGGGUGCAACCUCGGAACCUCGCCCUCCUCGUCCAAGAUCUCGCCGGAGGACGUGAUCCCGACGCCGCCCAUGGCGCUGCCGGGAGAGGUGGCGUGCGACGUGUGCGGCGGGCCCGGCAAGCUGCGAGCGCUCAAGUCCUGCCUGGACUGUGGCACGUCGUUUUGUGCACUACACUUGGAGAUCCACCAGAGGGCGCCCAAGUUGCAGAAACACACGCUCACCGAACCCCUGCAGGACCUGGAGGAGCGUGUGUGCCAGAAGCACCGGCGCCCCCUGGAGCUGUUCUGCAGGGAGGACCGCGUGUGUGUGUGUGAGUUCUGCACCGAAGGAGAACACAAGAACCACAACACGGUUCCACUGGAGGAGGAGAGCAAGGAGCGGAAGACUAAGUUGGGCAAGACGCAGGCGGAGCUGCUGGAGAUGAUUCUGGAUCGCCUGGACAAGAUCAGCGAGAUCAAACACUUUGUGGAGCUCAGGAAGAGGAGCACGGAGGAGGAGGUGGCGGCGGGGGCGGCGUUGUGUGCGUCGGUGGCGGCGUGCGUGGAGCGGUCGCGGCAGGAGCUGGAGGACUCGCUAACGCAACAGCAGGCGGCCGCGGAACGCCAGGCUGAUGACAUCAUCACGGAACUGCAGAACGACAUCGCACGCCUCAAGACACGCAGCACAGACACCAUACACCUGCUCCACACCGAGGACAACCUGAGGCUGCUACAGGCGGACCCGGCCCUGUGCCAUAUCCCAGAGACGCGCGACUGGUCGGCGGUGCGCGUGGACACACACGUGUGUGUGGAGUCGGCCGUACGCAGCAUGGAGGACACACUCAGAACACAACUACAGAAGAUACCAGAGUGGAAGCUCAAGAGGAUUCAGCAAUAUGAAGUGGACGUGACGUUGGACCCGAUGACGGCACACCCCAAGCUGUUGGUGUCAGCUGAUCGUAAAGAGGUGUGGUGCGGAGACCGGCAGCAGAAGGUUCCGCCCAGCCCCCUGCGCUUCGACUGCUGUGCCUGUGUCCUAGCAACGCAGCGCUUCUCAUCCGGGAGACACUACUUCCAGGUGCGCGUGGGCGGCAAGACGGGGUGGGGCGUGGGCGUGGCCAGCGAGAGCCUGAACCGCAAGGGUGAGGUGGGCGUGUCCCCAGAGGACGGGCUCUGGUCUCUCGUCCUGAGGGGCGGGGCCGAGUACUGGGCGGCCGACCACACGCCCCGCCUCCUGACGGUUGCCGGGGGCGACCUGCAGACGCUGGGCGUGUUCCUGGACUACGAGGCGGGACGCGUCUCCUUCUACGACGCCGACAACGCAGAGCUGCUCUACACCUUCGCAGACGCCGCCUUCACCGACAGGCUCCACCCCUUCUUCAGCCCCUACAACAACGACGGCGGAGGCAACGCAGCACCAUUGGUCAUCCUGCCUAUCAGCAACGCCGGGGCGCUCUACGCCUUGACAGACACACUCCAACAUCUUCAGCUACGACGGCUGGGAGGGCAAGGCAACGCAGCUCCACUGGUCAUCCUGCCUGCCUAUCACCUUAUCCAAGCAGUCAGUCCACUGGUUACCAUGGCGGCGGUGGCGAACGGGGCCCUGUCGGCGGAGCAGUUCCAGUGCCCCAUCUGCCUGGACGUGCUGAACGAGCCUGUCUCCACGCCCUGCGGACACAACUUCUGCGCCGCCUGCAUCAAGCGCAACUGGGACGGCAGUGUGACCUGCCAGUGCCCGCUCUGCAAGGAGACCUUCUUCCGGAGGCCGGCGCUCAAGGUCAACACCACCCUGAGGGACGUGGCUCAGAUGGUGAAGAGCCAGAGGGACAGCGGCGUCGACCUGGUGCCCGCCCGAGAUGGAGACGUGCCCUGUGACGUCUGCAGCGGAGAGGGCUGCAGCACCAAGCUGCGGGCGCUCAAGUCCUGCCUGGACUGCGGCACGUCGUUUUGUGCGCUACACCUGGAGAUCCACCAGAGGGCGCCAAACCUCCAGAAACACACGCUCACCGAGCCCCAGACCAACCUGGAGGAGCGUGUGUGCCAGAAGCACCGGCGCCCCCUGGAGCUGUUCUGCAGGGAGGACCGCGUGUGUGUGUGUGAGUUCUGCACCGAAGGAGAACACAAGAACCACAACACGGUUCCACUGGAGGAGGAAAGCAAGGACCGGAAGAGCGAGCUGGAGAAGACCCAGGCGGACCUGAAGAGUAUGAUCCAGGAGAGGCAGGAGAAGAUCGCCGAGAUCAAGCACUCUGUAGAGCUGUGCAGGUUGUCAGUGGAUGCGGAGGCGGCUGCGUUGUCGGAGUUGUUUCUGUCGCUGCAGUCUGCGCUGGAGAGGAGCCGCUGCAACCUGCAGGGGGCACUAUUGGCCAAGCAGCGCGCCGUCGAGUCGCACGCUGAUGACAUCAUCAGUACGCUGCAGCGGGAGAUCGACACCCUGCAGGGCAGAGACAAGCAGCUGGACGAACUCUCACACACACAAGACUUCCUGCAUCUGUUACAGGUGUAUGCGGGUGUGUGUGCGCUGCCUCCCUCCAGGAGCUGGUCUCUGGUGAGUGUGAAGACCUAUCAGGAUGUGGAUGCUCUGAGGCCCAUCGUCUCACGACUCGAGAGCGCCAUCAACAGGGAGAUGGACGACCUGCACGAGACACAGCUGAAAAGAGUACAGCAGUUCACAGAACUCAGCAAAGUCCAGCAGUAUGCAGUGAAUAUAACUCUGGAUCCGGCCACUGCAAACCCUUUCCUCCAGCUGUCGGAGGACCGCACACAGGUGUGCUGCGGUGAGAAGCGUCAGAAGGUUCCGGAUGCGGCGGUGCGCUUCGACCGGGCGGCCUGCGUGCUGUCCAGAGAGGGCUUCUGCGGACGCUUCUACUUCCAGGUCGUGGUGGGCGGCAAGACCAGCUGGGACGUGGGCGUGGCCCGGGACUCGGUGACCCGGAAGGGAAAGGUCAAGGCGACCCCGGACGCCGGCUACUGGACGGUCGCCCUGAGAAACGGAGGCAUCCUCGUUGCCAAGGAGACCAACCCGGUUCCCCUGGCGACGGGGACAGUGGGGAUAGAGAAGGUGGGCGUGUUCGUGGACUACCCGAGGGGCGUGGUCAGCUUCUACGACGUGCUAAACAUGGCGCACCUCUACUCGUUCACAGGGCAACGCUUCAGCGGGAGGUUACGCCCCCUGCUCAGCCCCGGCCAACGGGAGAAGGGCAGGAACACCGCACCUCUGACCAUCUCUGUAGACCGCCCAAUCACAUGAGCCAUCUCCGUCAAUCGGCCAAUCACAUGAGCCUCGGUGCUGCUGCCGCUGAGAGACUGUCCAAUCAGAGCUUUGUGUGGUUUAUUUGCGUGUUUUGCUUGGUCCAUCCCUACUAUAUGCCUUAUGUGCGUUUCGAGUGGGACCUUCUCAAAUGCUUCCAGCAGAAUGUUUUGGCGUUAUUUGACAAAGAGAGACAUAAAGUACUUGGAUAUUAUUUGUAUUUAUUUAUCCUUUAUACAGCCAGGAUUGUCCCAUUGAGACCAAGUGUCUCUUCAGUCAGUGAGUCCUGGUCAUUAUGUUGUUCUCAACAGUGUAGUUUAGUGCUGCACUAAAGUGCAAAGUAAACAGGACCCUUUGGGUUUGAAUGCAACAUCAUACUGUAAUUGUCCACCAUGAACACACAGAUGACAUAAAACCAAAACUUUGACUGGAGCAAAUCACUCGCAAUGCACAUGUAGCUAGCUGGCCCAUUAGCAAUGUUGACAAUUUGUUGUUGUCAUGAAUAACUGAUUGGUGUUUAUUUACACAACACACCAAUAUUUACUUGGUUGCCAAACAAUAAAUACACAUCUUCAUCAUA